Messenger RNA from Angiostrongylus costaricensis, 1422 nucleotides. Lineage: Eukaryota; Metazoa; Nematoda; Chromadorea; Rhabditida; Metastrongylidae. The record is from the annotation of a GenBank genome assembly.
AUGGGCCAUCUCGAGGAAGAGGUCCGUCGUCGUCGGUCUUCUGCUGACUCAAAAGCCAGCAGCAACGACAGUUCGACACCGACGACGUCAGCGCGAAAAACAUCUGAUUCCAGACCCCACGAGAAGAUUGUUCACCAUCCACAAGAUUCACUGUUCAGCACUAGCUCAGGGUUUACGAACUACCGAGGAUUCUUCAAUUUAGCAAUGCUUUUACUGAUAGUGUCAAACGGUCGCCUGGCACUGGAAAAUGUUAUAAAGUACGGUAUUUUGAUUUCGCCGCUACAGUGGUUAUCCUUCAUGAUAGUGGAAGGAUCGGUUUGGAAUUGGCCUAAUCUUGCACUUGUUCUCCUUUCAAACAUCACAAUAUUAACUGUUUUUGUAACGGAAAAAAUACUUGAAAAAGGUUACCUUGGUAACUAUUUCGCUGGUGUGUUUUAUCCUUUACUUAUUGUUGCACACUUAUUUUUCCCCGCCGUUGUAACACUUCUUCUAAAGGACAAUCCAUUGUGCUCAGUUUGUGCCUUAUCUAUUUUUGUUAUUGAAUCACUCAAACUGGUCUCAUAUGUGCACGUGAAUUAUUGGUGUAGAUGUACACGGUCGGAAUCGGUUAUGGAAUGUGUUGCUGAUUAUGACUUCUGGGAAUUUGUAUCCACUACAAAAAUGACCUCACUUUAUCCUGGCAGCUUGACCUUGUGUAAUCUCUAUUACUUUAUGCUAGCACCAACUCUUUGCUAUGAAUUGAAGUUUCCUCUGUCUGUCCGUCGAAGGAAAACUUUUCUUAUAAAACGAUUCAUUGAGAUGUUCUUUCUCACCUUUCUAAUAGCGGCGCUUAUACAACAGUGGGUAGUGCCAACAGUUCACAACAGUAUGCGGCCACUGAGUGAGAUGGAGAUUGGAAGGUGUCUCGAAAGACUGCUGAAACUAGCAAUCCCAAAUAUCAUUAUUUGGUUAAUCUGUUUCUAUGCAAUAUUCCACGCUGCGUUGAACUUCUUGGCAGAGGUAUUGAGAUUUGCGGACAGAGAGUUUUACCGUGACUUCUGGAAUUCGGAGACCAUUCAGUAUUUUUGGCGCACCUGGAACAUACCUGUACAUCGCUGGGCUACCAGGCAUAUUUACUUGCCGAUGAUGCGAAACAACUAUAGCAAAAUAAGCGCCACGAUUGUUGUGUUCUUUGUAUCGGCCUUCUUUCACGAAUAUUUGGUAUCUGUCCCACUACACAUGUUUCGAUUAUGGGCUUAUUACGGUAUGAUGGCUCAACUUCCCCUUUCGUUCAUUACAGAUCAUGUUAUCAAAGGUGGUCGGGCAGGUAACGUUGUUGUCUGGCUUUCUCUGAUUCUUGGACAACCACUUUGUAUCUUGAUGUACGUACAUGACUGGUAUGUUAUUCACCAAGCAGUCACAGCUGCUCCACCCACCACCUAA